AGACCAUGGGGAAAUGCAGACAUGAAUGCAGUACUGCAGAAAUUGCCAGAUCUAACUAAGGGAGGAAUGAGAUGGUUAAAUAAACUCACCACAUUAACCCAUGGUAAUGAACUAGCAAUAGGGGACUUUAGGGCCCUAAUGGGACAUCUGCUUACCAGAACCCAGAUGACUACUUUAGAGGAUGAAGCUAGAAUAGAAGACAUGGCCAAUGAGAAACCACUGUCCAAAGUAAUUACCCAAAUAAGCAGGGCUCUUACAAACCUAUAUCCAACACCAAAAAUGACUUAUCAAUCUAUAAAAUUUAAGAUAGGAGCAGAAGAAUCUGCAUCAGCAUAUCUGCAUAGGACAGAAGCUGAAUGGGAAGAAAGGACAGGGCAGCACCCAGAUUGCAGUGACAUAUGUAAAGAGUUUUACAGGCAGGCAGUAGUGAAGGGAGUUCGAAAAGCAAAACAACAAGUAGAAAACAGUCCAGAAAUGUGUGGGGGUAGUGGAGAGACAUGGGCCAGGUAUUUCAUUUACUAUGUAGACAAAGCCAUGGAAAAACAAGAAAGGGAGGAUUCUGAGGUAGAAAAACUGAAAACACAGCUACUAAAAUUGCAAAUAGAGGCAGAAAAAGAAAAGAAUAAAAAGAAGCCUAGAGAGGGAGCUAUGCAAAUGCCUGUAAUGAAUCAGGGGAUGAAGGGCAGGAAGUGUCACAAAGGGGCAGCAAACUAUCAGCCUCAGGGCCCAUAUGAUUAUCCAUAUGACCCGCUGCCGGACUGGCCACCUUAUGGAAAUGGGUGGGAAAACCAAAAUUAUAGGGGGAAUUACGGGAGACCAGGGAGAGAGCAGGGGUGUUAUCUGUGCGGAGCAGGUGAUCACUGGAGAAAAGACUGCCCACUGAAUAGACGGGGACAACCUCCUGCACGGGGACGGGCUCCUGUCAGAGGAGGGCCUCAGGGAAGAGGAAGAGGUGUCCCCAGAAAUGUCCCGUGGUCUACCAACCAACAGGUGCCCAGACAAAGCCCAGUCUGGGGCCAGGCAGACCAGGCGGAUUAUUGACGAGACCCACAGAGAACCUGUAAGGGGGCUGAGGCUGAGCCCUACCUAACUAUACUGGUCAACAGACAGCCAGUAAAGGCCUUAGUGGACACUGGGGCCUCUUUCUCUACCAUCAGGCUGGAAUGGUUGAGAAAGGACGCACUAUCCUGUGAAGUACAGGAAGUCAAAGGGUUCUCUGGGGAAAUUGUAGCCUGGCCAAUAUCCAAACCUCUGUCUGUAGAAGUAGCAGGUCAAAAGGUCAUGCACCCUUUCCUAUGCUCUGCCAGUGUGCCCUCUGCUCUGCUCGGACGAGACCUGUUAGUAAAAUUGGGGGUGAAAAUUCUGUGUAGCCCAGAGGGCAUAAUUUUAACUUUUCCAAAUGGAAAAACACAAAACUGUUCCAUUAAGGGUGGUCUAGUGCAUGCAGCUGGUCAAUGGGUAUUAACUACAACAGGAAGAGUGGGAGUGGACAUUUAUUGGGUCAGAGUGCUGCAUCCAGUACAAACCAACUUUAGGCAGCUGAUAAACCAGAGACCAGACCUGUUGAGACACUUCCUGCCAGUUUCUGACCAAUUACACUGUACUUUAUACUAUGACAAAAGUAAUGAUGAGGUUUAUGCAACAGAGUUUAGCCAAUAUGUAGAUCAAAGACAUACCAACCUGAAAGGCUCAGUCAUAUACAUUGGAAAGGAAGGGGUAGCUGUGGAAGUAAGGUUAAGUAAGGAACAAUAUGACUGGUUUGAAAUGAAAACUGUCUCUGUACCACACAUUUCCUUAAUGAUCAGUAAACACCAUGGAGCCAAGGCCUUAGGCCCCAUGGUAAAAAGACUAAAACAGGCAGCAGAUUGGGAAGAUGAGAGACAGGGUUGGGAAAGAUCGCACAUGACAGGAGGUCACAGACUACACAUAGAGGAAAUAUGUGAGGGCAGGUACGAGAAGAGAAGAUCAAACAGAGAAAAGACUAAUGCUGUAAUGGAUGGGCCAGGGGCAGAAGAGAUGUUAGCCAACCUACCAGAAAAGUUAUGGUCAACAGGAAGUGAGGAUGUGGGUUAUUGUGAUAUUCAGCCAGUGUCUUUUGAAAUAGACAAAACAACAGUGGUAAAGGAGAGACAGUAUAGAAAUAAUUGUGAGGCCAUGACUGGUAUUGCCCACACCAUUCAGAGUCUAUUGAACAAGGGAGUGCUGUGUGAGACCACAUCUGAGUGGAACACCCCAAUACUGCCUGUCAUUAAACACUCCACAGGGAAAUAUAGAAUGGUCCAUGACCUGAGAAAAAUAAAUGAGAGGGUUCUGACAACACCACUGCCAACUCCAAAUCCUUACACCAUUUUAACCAGAUUGACCCCAGAACACACCGACUUCUCCUGUAUAGAUCUGGCAAAUGCAUUUUUCUGUAUACCUUUAGCAGAGAAGAGUAGGGAUGUGUUUGCCUUCACAUACAACGGCCGGAAGUACACUUACACAAGAUUACCACAAGGCUUCAUUUUGAGCCCUGGCAUUUUCAACCAAGAGCUAAGAAAGCUGCUGGACAAUCUAACAGUCGAUACCAACACAAUUGUGGUUCAAUAUGUGGAUGAUUUGCUAAUUGCAUGUACAUCUGCUGCCACCUGUCUGACAGACACAGAGAGGGUGCUGUCACUUCUGGCUGAGGUAGGGUUGAAGGCAAGCAAACAAAAGUUGCAAAUCUGCAGGCCAGAGGUCACUUUUCUAGGGCGAUUAGUGGGUCGACAGGGAACCUCUAUGACAAAUGACACCAAACAAGCCAUACUAAACCACCCAAAACCCAAAAAUGUGAAAGAUAUGUUGUCUUUUCUGGGCCUAAUAGGUUACAGCAGACAGUAUAUUGUGAAUUACACUGAAAGAACAGCUUUUAUGAGAACUUUAGUGAAGGAAAUUGGAAUGAAAAACAGUAAGGGUGAAUUGAAUUGGACAACAGAGGCUGAACAGGCCUUCAUUACCCUAAAAGGGGACAUGGCAAAGGCUGCUGCUCUACAAACCCCAGACUAUGGCCAACCUUUCCAUUUAGAUGUGACAACCACGGGCAAAACUGUGAGUGGUGUGCUGUACCAGAAACAGUUUCAACAAAGACGAGUGUUGAGUUAUGUGAGUGCUCCAUUGGACGUGGUUGAACAGAAACAAGCCCCUUGUGCUCAAUUCGCUGCGGGCGUAGCUAAAAUGAUCGAAAAAACCAAUCAUGUGGUAAUGGGACACCAAUUGAUAAUUCUAUCAAACCACUCACUGGUAGCAUUCAUUACCUCCUCCUCGUUCACAUUCUCUGCACAAAGGCAAAACAAAUUGAUAAAAGUAUUGACUGCACCAAACAUUGUACAUGAACACAAAGGCAUAAAUAUGGCAGAAUUAGUGGUGGAUGGAGAGCCCCACAUGUGUGAGGAAAGGGUAGAAAAAGACAGCAAGAUCAGGGAGGGUAUGAGUAGCAGGCCACUGUCAUCACCAGACGUGACAUUGUUUUGUGAUGGAUGUUGUUUCAGAAAUGAUAAGGGUACUCUUUCUGCUGGGUAUGCAGUGGUGUCCAGUGUAGGGGAGGGAGAUGACCUGACAGUAACAGUUCAACAGAAAUUGUCAACUAAACCAUCGGCUCAAAGAGCUGAAUUAUUAGCUUUAACAUCAGCAUUGCAAAAAGGAAGUGGUAAAAGGGUGAACAUAUAUUCAGAUUCUGCAUAUGCAGUAGGGGCAGCUACAGUUGAGCUGCAAGGGUGGGCCAAAGUGGGAUUUGUGACAUCAACAGGGAAACCAAUCAAACAUGCAGAAGAAGCCUCUCAACUGCUAGAAGCUAUAGUACUACCAAAGGAGGUGGCCAUAGUAAAGUGCUCAGCACACACUAAUGGCAGAGAUUUUGUAUCUGUAGGAAAUGCAGCCGCAGACAAAGCAGCAAAGCAGGCAGCUGGCUACGUGCCAUUACAGAUGAUGGUCAGAGCACAAGAUGAGGUGUUGAAUUUAGACCCAGCCUUAACAGAACAGUUCAUAAUUAGAGAGCAAGCUGCAUCCUCACCAGAAGAACAAACUACCUGGUUACAAAAAGGGGGAACAAAAACAGACUCGGGACUGUGGAGAGGUCCAGAAGGAAGCCCUGUGUUGCCAGCAAGAGUAGCUGUCUCAGUGUUAGCAGAGGCCCACUCACUAGCACAUAGUAAUUCAAAAGAUAUGACCAAAAGGUUAAAAGGGUGGUGGCAUCCAUUUCUUCCACACAUGAUUAGUAACACUAUUGCUGAAUGUCAGACCUGCAGUGAGUAUAAUGUCAAGCCAACCACACAUCCGUUGCCUGGCCAUUUUCCCACGGAUAGAGGUCCUGGGUACAUGACUGUGAUUGACUUCACAGACAUGAUAAAUCCUGUCCACAAAAAGAGAUACUUACUGGUCAUGGUGGAUACUUUCACAGGAUGGCCAGAAGCCUACCCAUGUCAGGAGGAUGCAAUGUCAGUGAUAAAAUGCCUCAUCAAUCACUACAUACCUACACAUGGAUUCCCCAAAGUCAUAAGGUCAGACAAUGGUACACACUUUAAAAAUGAGCAUCUGAACCAAGUAGAAUCAGCUCUAGGACUGAAGCACUCAUUUGGAGCAGUCUACCAUCCUCAAAGCCAAGGUAAAGUUGAACGACUGAACCUGACACUAAAAAACAAAAUAGCCAAAAUCUGUGCAAGCACUUCUCUGAAUUGGGUAGAAGCAUUACCAAUAGCUUUAAUGUCUGUGAGAUGUUCAAUAAACAGAACCACUGGAUUUACUCCUUUUGAAUUAACCACUGGACGCCAAUUUCCUGGCCCCUGGGCCCCAAUGCCUGGGGAUGGGUACACUGAUACACCUAAGGCCUACCAACAAAAAGUAAGAGCUGUUAUUAACACAUUUUCCCCACAGAAGUUUUGGCCUGAAAUAGAGCAACAGGAAUUGGACACGAAAAGAGGACCUGACGAGCAGUGGGUGAGGCUGAAACAAAUGAAACGAAAAUGGUGCCCCAGGUGGUCAGAGCCCAUGAAAAUAACUGCGCGAACCUCGCACUGCGUACAGUUGGCUGGAAAAGGUAACACAUGGUUUCACUUGUCUGCUUGCUGUUUCUGUUCUGCCCCUAGCAGGUCUCUGACAACAGUUCGAGCUGACCUUCGAGAAGGUCAGAGAGAGGGAGAAGAGGGAGAAGAGACGGAAGACGGGGAAACAGCAACAGACCAACCCGAGGAGGGAGACAAACAAAAAGGAGAUAAUAAUUCUGGUGCUAAAUCAUGAGGGAUAAUGUUAACAAGGUGGUCACAUGUUGGGGGGUGGGAAUUGUUGUAGUAAUAAUAACGUUGAUACUGUGGAAUGAAACAAGAGAGGGAGCGACUCAAGGCAGACACAAAAGAGAUGUCAUAAGGGGUGGGGGAGAAGCAAAACUAACUCUGGUAAGGGAAAAAGGAAAAGAUGGCCUGUGGGAAUUUGACUUAUGCCAGGUGAUUCACUGUGAGGGAGGAGGAAUGGCCUGGAGAGGAUAUGAUGUGUAUGGAUGUUUCUGGCCUAGCACUGAAAAAAGGCCAAAUGGACCAUGGUGCCACACAUGGCAUGAUGUGUUCUGGAUGACCAAACCAGGUUAUACUAAAAAUAUGCUAGCAAAAAGCCCUAUGGCCAAAUCUGAUUCACUAUAUAAUCGACUGCGUAUACAUAGGGGACUGCAAACAGCAUGGGGUAAAAUGACAAAUAAAAUUAUUAUUACACUAAAAAAUGGACCAGAUAGGCCCGAGACAUUCAUAACUUUAGGAGUUGAUGUGACAGGAAAAGACCCAUUGGGACUCAUACGAAUAGUGGUGGAAAGCAAAAACACCACCUCAGCUCCACUGCCAGACAAAGAUUUAACUAAGAAGGAAAAAAUAAUUAAAAGCAUAGACUACGGUUCGUUAACCCCAUUGGAAUUAAUGACAUUAGAAACAGGAUAUCAAGAUUCAAAUCUGUGGUUAGAGUGGGUGUACAGUGCUGCCCAAGAUGCAGGGUAUGAAGGGUGUGUAGCAUGUGCUGCUGGAAGACCAAAAUUAAUCACAGAACCAGCACCACUGCAUUCAGAAGAUGAGUGGGGUUACAAAUGUAUGUUAGCGCUGACCAAAGAAAAGAAUCCAGUAAACUGCACAACCCUAAGUAAGUUGUACCCUGCUACUAAUAAUAACUCUAAAAUAGGAGUCAAUUUUCAACGUGCUGAGAAUAACUAUACCUGCUUUAACUUCACCACAACUGCCUCCCCAAAAAUACUGACUGGAGCCUUUAAAACAGAAUGGUGUGGAAAGAUAGUGCAAAAUUCCCACACUCAGAUUGGCAACCUAGCAAGACAAGGCCUGUAUUACGCAUGUGGAAAAAAGGUAAUUAUAGCUAGAAUAGAACCCCAAAUGGAAGGGUUGUGUGCCAUGACAAGGUUAGCUGUACCAAUGACCAUAGUGGGGAAUAGAGAUCAAAAUUGGACACCUGGAGCUAAAAAAGUGGCUGAGGCCGGGAGCAGAAGGAGAAGGGUAGUACCAACAUCAUUUGAUUUGUCAAAAAACACCCCCACCUACACAGAUGCCAUAGGAAUACCCCGAGGGGUGCCUAAUGAACACAAAUUAGUUAAUCAGAUAACAGCUGGAUUUGAGAAUUUACCAAUAUUUUCAGCAAUAUUUCCUAUAACCCCCAACAAAAAUGUAGAUAGAAUCAAUUUUGUGCAUUAUAAUGUAAUGAGACUCUCUAAUUUAACAAGAGAUGCAGUUGAUGGUUUGAAGGAACAACUGGCUGCCACAUCAUUGAUGACCAUACAGAACAGACUGGCCCUAGACAUGCUUCUGACAGAGAAGGGUGGAGUUUGUGCCAUGAUAGGGGAAACCUGUUGUACUGUAAUACCCAACAACACAGCCCCUGAUGGGUCAGUAUCCAAAGCCCUUGAUGGUUUAAAAGAACUAUCUGAUGAAAUGGCUAGGAGCUCUGGUGUAGAUAACAAGGUAACUAAAUGGAUGGAUGAUAUGUUUGGAGCAUGGAAAGGUGUGAUAAUUUCAAUGUUGACCUCAAUGGCAAUAUUUCUAGCAAUAUUAGUAACAUGUGGCUGUUGUUGUAUACCAUGCAUAAGAAGCCUGAUGACUAGAUUAAUAACAACUGCAAUUGAAAAGAAGGAGUCACCACCUCCUUACCAAAUGCCAUUAUUAGCAGCAGUCGGUGACAUGGAAGAUGAGGAAGAAGUGGAGCAAAGGUUGUGAUCUCUUUUAGAGAGAUCAAGAGAGGGAAUUGUGGGAUUUAUGUUUUAAAGGAUUUAUGUUUU
Puntigrus tetrazona (Sumatra barb) is the source of this 7273-nucleotide messenger RNA. RefSeq lists its product as uncharacterized. Gene Ontology annotation, biological process: proteolysis; DNA integration. The record is from RefSeq and is a predicted model, not a curated record. NCBI's taxonomy places the organism in Eukaryota, Metazoa, Chordata, Actinopteri, Cypriniformes, Cyprinidae. Gene Ontology annotation, molecular function: aspartic-type endopeptidase activity; zinc ion binding; RNA-DNA hybrid ribonuclease activity.